CCACUUUUUCCAAUCGCCAUUUUUCCUACUGGAAAAAGUGGAUAUUGGUAAAAGUUGUAGCAAUCCGUUUUCAGGUGUAUUUCUUAUCAGCUGUGAUAACUGAUGAGUGAUAAGUGAUUAUUUUUCGUUGCUGACGUUUUAACUUUUAGAAGUAAAAGUAAUGCUUAAUAGUAUUAUUAUUAAUUUAACAUUAUAAUAUUAUAUUAUUAUUUUAACAGUUAACAUGCUCGUCUAUCUGUAUUUCCAUUCGAUAUUAUUUAAUAUAUUAUAAUAAUAAUUAUAAUAGGUACCGACCAUGUCAAUAAUUCCGGAUCGAGUUCCGAGCAGUAAAUCAAAAAAUAGUGUGAACGAACAUCGAGCAAAUGAAAGUGCAAAUGAUCGAUCCUCUCAAUUGAGUUUUUCAAGUGUUGGUGAAGUGAAAAACAAGUUGAUAGUUAAAAAUGAAAUAGUUGUGACGGACGAUGGUUGCUACGAGCCAGCGCUGAAAAUUGAUGAGGAAAACGAUCCGCUGAACGCAAAACUUACAGAUAUUAAUGAAACGUGGAAGGAGAUGGAACUUAAAUACGAAACAAAUGAAACCGAUGAUUGUAACUACGAGACAAAGGUAAAGCUCGAAAGAGAAGACACACAAUUUUGCGACAACUUUGAGGAAGAUAUAAAGCCCAACUAUUUUAUUGAAUCGUAUUAUAACAAUCGUUCGACAGCACAGAAAGAACCUCAAAACAGAAUCGAUGAGCAUACAUACAGUGUUAGCGAGGUAGACAUUUUGAAUGGAUGCAAGUUUGAAUCUGUGGUAGAAGUUGACAGAAAUUUGCCUUUGCUACCGGAAUGGACCGGCCAAUUACAGUCAUUGGCUUGCAACACGUGUCAAAAGUCAUUCUCUUCCAAAAGGAGAAUUGUUCAUCACAUACAAGAAGCACAUAAUUUAAACUCAACAGUCCGAAAUGGUCCUCGAAAAAAAAUUGUCAAAAACCACAACGGUGAAAUGGCGGCGACGGGCAUCGUGAUCAGUAUCAAAAAGGAAUCAAACGGCUGGUGCGUAAACACUAAAAAAGAAAGCGGACUGCACGAAUGCGACGUUUGCGUGAAAACGUUUUCAUGUAAAGCCGAGCUGGUAAUACACGAACGGGUACAUACGGAAGGAAAACCUUAUAGGUGUAAUGUGUGCAAGAAAACGUACAGUUGCAGCGGUGCGCUCAAGGCACACAAGUUUCUGCACACCGGUGAGAAACCAUUCGAGUGUGUAGUCUGCGAAAGAAGGUUUAACAGAAAAGAUCACCUGGCGGCACACGAGCGCUCUCACGCUGGCGAGAAACCGUUCAAAUGCUAUUUGUGCGAAAAAACGUUCACACUGAAAGCAACGCUCAAGAAACACGAAAUGUAUUCGUGUGAAGCGCAACCCGUCCGUACGGGUGAGAAACAGUAUUGGUGUCGCGUGUGCAAGAGAAUGUUUAGCUGCAGCGCUUCGCUCAAGGAACACAAAGCCGUACAUGCCAGCCAGAGACCAUAUAAGUGCAGCUUAUGCCCACAUUCGUGUAUCACAAAAUGCGAUUUGAGAAACCACGAGCGCGUGCACACCGGCGAGAAACCAUUCGAGUGCGUGGUCUGCGGAAAGUGUUUUAGCCGAAACGGCAACCUCAUAGCACACGAGCGCUUGCAUGCCGGUGAGAAACCGUUCAAAUGUUACGUGUGCGGACAACUGUUCGCCAAGAAAGAAACCCUCAAGAGACACGAGCGCGUGCAUACCGGCGAGAGACCGUACAAAUGUCGUAAGUGUAGACAAACGUUUACUCGGAAAUAUAUUCUCGAGUCGCAUCAAGCCGAAGCGCACGAUUAGAAUAAUAUUGUUUUACACCUCGCAUGUUAUUGCUUGGUAAAUUUCUAAGACGUUCUAAAAUAAUUUGUCGUUACCGUAUUUGUUGUUUCCUUCUUAAAACUUUAAUUUGAUGCGUAUAUAUUUUUAUCAGUUUUAUUUCAUGUAUCUUUAUUAUUACUGUUGUUUUCUAAACGGAUAAAUUUCCAUUUUAUUUUUUUA
This is a messenger RNA of Adelges cooleyi (spruce gall adelgid), 2035 nucleotides long. Its product is annotated as zinc finger protein 260-like. Bases 296 to 1837 code for a protein of 513 amino acids. The record is from RefSeq and is a predicted model, not a curated record. Gene Ontology annotation, biological process: regulation of transcription by RNA polymerase II. Lineage: Eukaryota; Metazoa; Arthropoda; Insecta; Hemiptera; Adelgidae. The transcript is spliced from 6 exons. Gene Ontology annotation, molecular function: DNA-binding transcription factor activity; RNA polymerase II cis-regulatory region sequence-specific DNA binding.